AGCUCUUCAUAGUUCUUCAUAGCUAGUGCAGUGCAGUGUCAAUUACCCUUCAUUUUGCAUCAUCAAACCUUAGAGACAUAAAGUGAUGAUGUCUUCUGAGCUCAAUGCAAUUCUCCCUCGGGUCCUAGUUGUUUCUAGACGCACCGUUCGCAAGAACAAGUUUGUUGAUUUCGUUGGUGAGUAUCACCUUGAUCUUAUAGUAGGCUAUGGUGCAGUACCAGUGAUUGUUCCACGUGUUUCUGGGGUCCACACCUUGUUGGAUAGCUUUGAGCCAAUCCAUGGUGUUCUUCUCUGUGAAGGAGAAGACAUUGAUCCUUCAUGGUAUGAACAAGACACCACUGAUCUCUCCCAACAAGAGUUGGAAGAAAUAAGGAGGAUCCAUGCAAGUGACACAGCCAUUGAUAAAGAGAAAGAUUCAAUUGAGCUUAGUCUUGCAAAGCUUUGCUUAGAGAGGAACAUACCCUACAUGGGAAUAUGCAGAGGCUCACAAGUUCUUAAUGUUGCUUGUGGGGGUACCCUUUAUCAGGACAUAGGUAGUGAGCUUUCAAAGAAUGUUCCUUUGGAACAAAGAGUGGUUCAUAUGAACUAUGAUGACUAUGAUGGACAUAGGCAUGUGGUGAAGGUUGUUGAAGACACACCUUUGCAUCACUGGUUUAAGGAUUCUUUGGAAGAAAGGGGAAUGAAUAUUUUGGUAAAUAGUUAUCACCAUCAAGGGGUUAAGAGAUUGGCACAACGUUUUGUUCCAAUGGCAUUUGCUUCUGAUGGUUUGAUUGAAGGGUUCUAUGAUCCUAAUGCUUAUUGUCCAGAAGAGGGUAAGUUUAUUAUGGGAUUGCAAUUUCACCCUGAAAGAAUGAGGAAGCCUAAUUCAGAUGAAUUUGAUUAUUCUGGAUGCCCUUUUGCCUAUAAGGAAUUUGUGAAGGCAGUAAUUGCUUAUCAGAAGAAGCUAAAUAAUUCAACAGGUGUUGAAAAUUCUUUAAAGCUUAAUGAGGAAAUGGAAAACAAAAGAAAAAUCAUAGUACGUAGUUUCUCACUUGCCAAAGACUUGUAUACCACUGGCCUUGAGUUAAACUCUGACACAGAGUCUGAACUUGAAGUAGGGGCAGAAUUUCUUGAGUCAAACACAGCAAUUAGUGUGCAACAAGAGCAUAGGUUAAAGCAAAUGGGUGCAACAUUCAGGAAUGGAAGGCCAUGCAUAGAGAGACUAAAGCUAAGUGAGGAUAGAGAAAACAAAGCAAGAAAUUUGAUGGCUAAAAUGUCAGAGGAGCAGUUAUCUGAGUUAUUAUCUUUCUACCACACAAUGGGGCAGAUUUGUUCAGAAGUGUUGGAUUCAAAAAUAUAUAGCCUUGUCCAAUGAUUUUAGUUCAUGAUUUUGUUUAUUCCCUGUGUUUUGUAACCAUGUGAUUGUUGUAAGCUAGUUUGGUGUGCUAAUUAUAA
Arachis duranensis is the source of this 1434-nucleotide messenger RNA. RefSeq names its product putative glutamine amidotransferase GAT1_2.1. The record is from RefSeq and is a predicted model, not a curated record. Gene Ontology annotation, cellular component: cytosol. Gene Ontology annotation, molecular function: hydrolase activity, acting on carbon-nitrogen (but not peptide) bonds, in linear amides. The transcript is spliced from 4 exons. NCBI's taxonomy places the organism in Eukaryota, Viridiplantae, Streptophyta, Magnoliopsida, Fabales, Fabaceae. Bases 86 to 1354 code for a protein of 422 amino acids.